Molecule: messenger RNA, 1632 nt
Organism: Blumeria graminis f. sp. triticale
Lineage: Eukaryota; Fungi; Ascomycota; Leotiomycetes; Helotiales; Erysiphaceae
Source: the annotation of a GenBank genome assembly
AUGCCAAAGCCAUUUUCUCUGCCUCUACAAGUCGGUAUCGAUAUCUGCCAUACUCCUAGGAUCAUCAAGAGUCUCAAUGGAGCUCUACUAAAGGCUUCGUCCGCCGACAUCGGAAGUCAAACCUCGACAUCCACGACCCAUGAAACAAAAUUUCCCCAUAGAAAGUUCGCACUUCCAGACAGCUCAAAUAAACCUCGAUCAGAUUCAAAAAGUAUCAUCGCUAGUCGACACAGGCUAUUACUGCGUAUCUUUAAUUAUCACGAGCGGAGAUAUUACUUUAAAAGCGAUUCCAACAAAUCUUGGUUGAAUGAUUCGUCGCAACGUAAGUUUUACGACUUUAUAGCUGGUCGUUUUGCUGCGAAGGAGGCCAUCAUAAAAGCAAUGCGACAUCGCAAGCUGAAUUUUCAUGAUAUUAUUGUGUUACCAGAAGGAAUUGAAUUUCCAAGUCUUCGGAACUUUGUAGAAGUUUCAGAUCUAGUGGAUAGGAGCAGAGCACCCCGAGCUGUCGUGCUGGCGGAGCAGUCUGAUGUCAUCAAUAGUAAUGGUAUAGUUUGUCGGGAUAUCUUCAGAUUCCGUUCCCCAGAAGAAAUAAAACUUUUGUCUAAAGAAGCCUUCGAAGCCGAGGUUUUACUUGAAGAAUACGAAGAGGACUUAAGGCGAUGGGAACAAGGAGAAGAAGUGCAGCUGAAUAUAAGUCAUGACGGUGACUACGCUAUAGCUGUCUGUUUGGCCAAUUCUCCAGUAAAAUCUACAUCGUGCCAGAAAAUAAUGAAUAUUGGAAAAGAUGAGACUUCCAUUUCUUUGAAAUUAGAUUGUCGUCAAAGUGAAAUUCAUUCGCCACGACAAGAGAGAUCUUCAUCAUCCGGGAUCCAUAACAUUCAAACGAAACCUCAAUCUAAGGAAAAUUUUCAAGAGGAAAAACUUGAAUGCAACAAAGAUGCUACUAUUUCAACAAACCUUGAGACCUUUACAGCUCUAUCAGAUCAUUCAAAAAAAGAGCAGAAAUAUGAUGAUACGAGAGACAUCGGGGCAAGUAAAACUCGAAAAUUUCAUGUCAUAGAAACUUUCUGGCCAUUUAAAUAUAUUUAUUUGAAAAAAAUUCAAAGAAGCAUUGCCUCAUUAAUGAUUAGCAAUCAGUAUUUCAGUGUUUUUAAAUGUGUAUUUGAGGACGGGUCUAAGGCUACUGAAGACAAGAAAUUUGAUACUCAAGUAACGCAGGCUCAGCAGCACAAUGGAACAACCGAAGAUAAAUCUGCACAGAACCCAUCUGUCUCAUCUCUCUCGAUUCCAGUGACGGGCAAAAAUAUUUCUGUAGAAACCCUCACCCAUUAUUCUGAUGAUUCUGGCUCAAAACCAGAGAAGUUACUUCGAGACCUCUUACCUGAAUAUUUUCACGUCCAAGAGAGCAAAUGUGAAAUGGAAAAUGUAUCCAUUUCAAAUAAAAGAUCAAACAGGAUGCAGUUCAAAAUGGAAGACAAUAAAGUUUUUAUGCCAAAGCUAAAGAGCGCAGAUUCCAGGAGAAAAUCAAUACAGCGCGAAAAAAAUAGCCUUGACCAUAGACAUGGAGAUUUUAAAAGUCUGAAUAAUGUGAAGGAGAAAUAUAAUUCUCCUACAUUAGGGUUUCAUAAAUGA